Messenger RNA from Girardinichthys multiradiatus, 8368 nucleotides. Its product is annotated as cilia- and flagella-associated protein 54-like. Bases 61 to 7620 code for a protein of 2519 amino acids. The transcript is spliced from 57 exons. Lineage: Eukaryota; Metazoa; Chordata; Actinopteri; Cyprinodontiformes; Goodeidae. The record is from RefSeq and is a predicted model, not a curated record. Gene Ontology annotation, biological process: cilium assembly.
UCUAACACUGUUGCGGCGUCAAGGAGUUUGUUUAAAAAUUAUUAUUUUCUGUUUGUAGAAAUGGAUUUACCGGCCACAUAUUACGGCCAGCUCGACAGAAAAAACCCUGUUGUUUCCAGUUUCAGACGAGAAACUGAAUCAUUUUUAACGCUAAUGAAACAAGUUAGCUCGACGACGAGCCGUGACCCCAGCUCGCAUGCUAAAGGGAUUAAAAUGCUGAUGGAUAUACGGAAGAAGUACAAACACCGACUGCCAGAGAAGUUCUACCAGGAGCACAUGUUGCAGGUUGCAGAUAUUCUUUGUGGAUUAAAGCUGUACCAGCUGGCUCUGUGGCAUGGCUACAGUCUAUACCUGCUGCAGUUGAGCUCAGUGCAAAUGACUGACGUGACAGAUGUGGACCACUUCAUGGCCUCCUUUUUCCCAGAAGGAUUUGAUUUGGAACAAGGCACCUUUGCACUGAAGACCCAUGCAAUGCUUGGUUGUGCCACUUGCAUCUUUGAGGAAGAGAAAAAGUGCAGCAACUUCAGCCAGAAGGGACUCUGUAAACUGCUGAAAGUGCUGAACUUCAUCAGGAUCAUGAUGCAAGCAUUUCAGCAGCAUGAACAUCUAUCCUGGCAGAUAUAUAAUGGUUCAUUGUCCAUCUACAACAUCUGCCGUUACUUGAUGACUAUGAACUGCAGUUCGCAGGCACUGGAGUACCUUCUGUGGGCGAGUAUCAGCUUGGAGAUCUCCAUCCCUUUGAUGACAGCCAGAUAUCUACCACUGAUUGCCACACUCUACUGUUCAGUCUGCCAGUGUUACUAUGACAACCAGAAUGAAGUGCAAGCAGAGGAAUUUGCUAAAAGGGCCCUUGGAAAAAUAAAUGAGCAGGCUAAGCUGGAGCAACAGACUGAUGUCACCAACAGAGAAACUCAGAAAGUUCACAGAGAAGCUUCUGUGAAGCUUGCUGUUCUGGUGUUCAAACGGGCAGUCUUUGACAGCAGAAGAAGACCUAAAGUCAUGCUAAGAGGCAAAACCAAAAACACCCUCAAAGACAUCCCCAAUGCGCCAUGGCCUCGUACCCCAACAGAGCAGAUGCUGAUUGGCCAGUUUGACUGCACUGCAGGACAAUUUUUGGGCAUUUUGGAGGCUCUUUGGGACAGCAGCACACGUCCACUGCAAAUGAAGAUGCCAUAUGAUGCAGAGCUGCUAGAGGUGGUCCUUGAGCUCCUCUCUGCUGGCAUGAGUAUCUUAUCUGGAGUCACAAGUACCAGGGACCAAAGGUCUGAUGAUCACCAAUGCCUAUCUCCGAACAUAUUGACAUCAGCAUCCACUCUAAUGAAUUUAGCAAUUAAAGGUGAGAACAAAGUGCCUUUCGUGUCUGCAGUUAGAUUCAUCAAACUGUUGUUUAAGUUCAAGCAGCCUGAAGCGUUCUCAGAACUCACCAAGGAGAUGCUGCACUAUUUGUCUGGUGUGGAAGGUCAGCCUUUCAGAAGGGCAGAACGUGAGCUCACCUUGCUCCACAGUUUCAACAAGCUGCUGUUUUCUCAGGGAGACCAUCCCAAAGAGGACAAAAAAGAUGACAAGCAAAGAUUCUCUUCCAUCAUGAGCGAUGAGCUUAUUGGCUUAAUCGACGCCCUGCGUGUGUCUGUUUGUGGCUCUGAACCUGAACUUCAUCCAGAUCCAGACCUUGUUUACGACACUUUGGUAUUCCUGUGGAGAAAACUAAAGAUGAUCAUGCAACGCCAUUACCUGGAAGCCCCAGAAUCGAUGCAUGACCAACAGAAGAUGGACUGUUAUGACACGUGGCUGUGGUGUCUAUCUGUGCUGUGUGAGGUGGCCCUUGCUUGUGAGCUGGCCAGUGUUGACUGCAUUAUGACGGCAGAGAUGAUCUGCAUGUUGGGUAGACGGCUCGAGAAAGCAGCUGACUGUAUUAAUCAAACGCAGGGGUCAGCUUGUGGAAGAUAUGACGAUGGGACGUUAAGCUCUUUUUCUCUUCUCAAGAAGUCAAACACAAAGCUGCUAAAGAAGGUGUGUGAAGUGACGAAGAAGGGUCUUGAAGCUUUGUCCAAGGGUGUCUCUGCACUGAUUCCACGAGAUCACUCAGCUAUCACCGACACCGCCUGCAUGCAGAAAUGUAUGUCUCUUCAUCCCUUGAAUGCAUCUUCAACACCAUCAGAAGAGCAAAAUGGAACAGAUGAAAACAUUGUAAAGGUAGAAGAAGAAAAGGAAAGUGAGUCAGAAAAUGAAGUCUGUCAGGAGACAGAGUCCAAACGUUUGUUUAUGCUGGCCAAGGACUUCCAUCUAGAGCUAGAUAUCAUCUACCACAAGGCUUCUGUGAAGUUACUGCUGCUAAAUGAAGUUACAGAGUCUGAUCUGCUUGAUCGGAUCAAGAGGAACAAGGUGUCCAAAGCUCAUUUAAUGAUCCAGAAAGCAUCAGUGGAGCACAGCAGAGGGGGGGCAAAUGAAAGCAGCAAGAUCAAAAAUCUGCUAGAGGAGGCCUCCAUCUUGAUAGAAAAAGCCAAGUUGGAGGAGAGAAAAAUAUAUAUGGCCACUGUUAAAAAUCUAGCCCAAAAGAAGAACAAAGCAGGACCUGGGGAGAACUCUCCACCUCCCCCAAUUCUAAUCUCACGAACUGACCACUCCUUUACUUUUGCUCCUGCUGCGUAUGACUUGGAAAAACAGGUGAGCUGGUACCAGCUUUGUGGGCGAGCCGUCCAGGGUGUUAACUGGAAAGUCCGCCUUAGUGAUUGCAGUAUACCAGGAACUGGGAAUAUGGUGCCAGUGGUUUCUGGUGAGUGCUUGCUCAUGGUAGAGGGUCUGCAGUCCAACCAGAAGUAUGUGUUUGCUGUAGCGGCCUAUGACAGCCAGGGGAAGCUACUGGGCAACGCUAUAGGGGACACAACCUUACCAGUGCUGGCAUGCAUGCCCGCCCCACUGCUUUCCACAUGGGCUCACUUGGCUCAGCUUUGUUGCCUUCUCUCCCAGGUGGCAUUUCAAACAGAGCAGUACGCUAUAGCUAAAAGAGCCUGCAAUAAACUGUGGAGUCAUUACACAGAUCCCCAACGUUUGUCCAACAGCAAGCACAACAGAUUUGCUUCCACUGGGCUGCACAAGGAGACCCUACAACACUGUUCUCCUCACCUCUGCCAGAUGUUCCUGACCUCCAUCUUCACUGAGACAGAGAUUAACAUUCAACAGGCUUCUCUCCAUUGGGAUUCAUUCAGUGACAGUGGACCAUUUAUCUGGGAACAGGAGGCCAGAUUGGCAGAGUGCGAGCGGAUGCUGCUGGCCAUGGACUUGGCGAUAUAUUUGAAUGACGGCGGGACUGCUUUACGAGCAGUAGUUACCUGCUACAGGCUUUUGACUCCUCUGAUCUACCAUCAGAUCACUUGCUUUUCUGUGGUGCAAGUGCUAAGAAAGUGUUUGGUGGUUUUGGAGGAGAAUUCUUCUUUUCUGAAACAAAGAUGGACCGGAAGCUCCUCGGAGUCCCUUUUGCACAUGGUUGCCUGCAUCACUUACUAUGUGUCAAAGGUACUACGUGUGUUAAGGAAAUAUCAAUCAGCUGUUGCUGUGCUUGAUUGUGGGCGCAAUCUGCUUCAGGAGGUCUUUGAUGCACAUUUUAAAGAUAAAGCAGUGGCCCAAGCUGCAGCUGAAAGCCAGAGGAAGAUAAGCCACCAGAUAAAAGCGCUGCAUGUCAAGAGCAUAAAUAGCAUUUUAUCCGAGGCAGAUCUUAGUACAGACACUGAGAAUUUAUUGGUUACCAUUGAAGAUCCCACUGUACAGUAUCACCUGUUCUCCAGCUGCACACUGAAGGAUACCUAUGACAACCUGAUGAAGGUCAGACGAAAAAAAUACUUUCUUGAGUUUGCGGCAGUACUUCUACAGAGGACCAUGGAAGAAAGCAGCCCAGACGUCGUGCUGGACUGGGGACAAAGCAUUCUUCAGGUUCUCUCCAGACGAGAUGAAAUUUUGGGACUAUCCAUAAAACAUUUGCAGGAAAACGGCAAACAUGAAAAAGGAAGUAGUCCCCUGGCUACAAAAAAAAGCAAAACACCUCAGCAGAACGUGCCCACACACACGGAUAUAAGAAGGAAGCUAAGGAGGAAACUACCACACUGCUUGCAAUUGAAUCUGAGAACUAACAGAGAGAUGCAUAUUGUGGAGGAUUUGCUGGGUAUAAUCUCUUCUAUAGUGCAACGCCACAAGAAGCUGCUUCACCUCAGGAACUUAAUAGCUGAGGAGAGACCAUGGAGAUCUCUCAUUAAUUACUGCAUGGCUAUGGCACAUUUAGCAAAGUUUUACCAGGCCCUGGAGCUGAUGCAAGGAGGACAACUGGAGAAAAGGUACAGCCAGCUUGAUGCCUGGUGGUUCUCUCUCGCCUUCACCGGCGUCAUAAUGAAGAAGGAUUCUCUGCCCUCUUCUAACAAUAAAGUGGAAUUAAAAAGGGACUCCAGCCUUUUAGAUGAUAUAAUGGCUCCGAAGAAUGACAGGAUACAAGAGGAGGCUGUCAGAAAUAAUGUCUCUGUGACUAAGGACAUUCUUGAUGAGAGAGAAGGCUCCUUUCAAUGUGUGGAACAUCACACAGAGUCACAGAUAAGCGGUUCUAACUUACUACUGGACUCAGUUAAAAAUGCUGCUUUAUAUCUUCGCAGAGCAAUGGUGCUGGCCCAUCGUGGAAACCACUGGACAACUCUGCAGUAUGUAUGUCAGACCCUGUGGGACCAAAACCACCAGCUCACUACCAUGAUACAAACAGUUGCUAUGCGUGCAAUCUCCCCACCGCUGGUAAGGGCUGAUCAGCUGCCUGCCAUCUUCACCCCUCUUCUGGUGCUAGCCACUGAUCUUAUGCUGGACAUGCUGGAUAAACUAGAGGUUUGGAGUUUGUAUGAUCUCGACUUGACUGCUGAUGAGGUUGAGUCCCGUCUCCACUUCUCAGCCCCCCUCGAUGACUGCUUCCUGGUGGACUUGCGCUGGGUUCGAACUUUGGUGUUGCACACUCUUGAGCAACUUCAUGACUGUGGAAAAUGGGAAACCCUGGCACACUUUGCUUUACUUUACAACUCAUACACAAGGGAACGUUACGCCUUGACCAUAGUUCCUCUGUUGAUCCACUCUCAGAUUCAGCUGCUUGACAGAAUUUCUUCCUUUGGUGGACCUGCAGUCCCACAACCACAUCAUGUCAAGACGAAGAACACCACUGGGAAGGAAAUAACUAACAGAAGUUAUGCAGGCUGCCAGCUGCUCAGUGGGUGGACCUGGUACCCUGCACAGAAACAGCCCAUUCACAAAAAUGCAGCACAGGCAAAAUCGCUUCCUGAAGAUGCAUUUUCAUUGAAAGUUUCAGAUAAGCAGCUCUCCAUGUCGCUUGUGCGCGUUCCUCUUGACACGGAAGACACUCUGAGCUGUUAUCGUGAAGCCCUUGGCAAAAGACCACACUGUCUCCUAGUCCUCCAGCAGAGCCGUUCGUUGCUGGUGCAGCUUUUAGCGGGCACACAACCCUGCUUUGCAACGCAGUUGCCUCACUGUCAGAACAGAGGUCUCAGCCAUUCAACAACCCAAAUGAACCUGUGUGAGGAGGACUUUAGUUCUCCAAACGCCAUCUAUUGCCUUCCCAUCAGCCCUAACAGCAUACCAACUGUUGCUUCUGCAUACUCAAACUCCAUCAAGUACCUCCAGGAUAACGGUCAUGACUCCCUUAAAAUUUUAGCCCUGCAUGAAAUGGGAAACCUACACUUCUAUGCUGGAAACAUAAGUGCUGCACACUCAUGCUGGAGUAAAGCGGUAGACUGUGCCUUCCAGAGCUCUCGUGUCAUUCAGAAAUGGGACGGCGUUUCCUUCGAGAGCGGCUCCUCGCAAAACAGAAUGAAGCAAGCUGGCAUUUGGGGAUGUUUGCAAGGUGCUGUGCUCACUGCAAAGAUAGCACAGUUUGUUUUAAUCUCUGAUAUCAGCGAGCGCACAAAGUGUUGUCUGCUGUCUGCUCAUUUCUUUAAGUGUGUGCUGUGUUGCUCCAUGGCCCACCCUCGAUCAGACCUACAAUAUGCCUCGCACACCUUUGGGGAUGAACUGUUUCCUGGCAUCGACCUUUUUUCUGAGCCCCAUAGGCUUCAAGUCGGCACCACAGUAACAAGUCUUCACUUUGUUUGCCAUUGGCUCUUCACCACAGGCUACUACAUUACGCUUCUCCCAAUUCUAGCCCUGUACCUCCACUUAGUGGGGAGUGUGUGCAGAGAUGUACAGCGCCAUGCUGAAGCCAGGAUUCUCAAGGUCCGUGCUCUUACAGAGAUGUGCAUGUUUACUGAAGCCAUCAGAGAAGUUGUUCAACUCACUCAAGGAGCAGAUAUUAUUCUGCCUCCCGGACAUUACAUCACCAAAGCAAAUCUACGACCUUUGAGGACUUUCUGCAGCAACAAAUCUCUUCCUGAUAAUGUGGAGGCAUUGGAAGACCUUGUAAACUGUGACUUUACUUUGGAGGUCUGCACGUUGUAUGGUCCGACACUAUGCUCCAGAUUCAACCUCGCCCGUAUUCAACUGAUCUUAGCAAUCACCAAGUCUGAACGUGGCAGUCCUGUGUCAGAUUCUGAAGAAAGUGGUGGUAACAUGGAAAGCAGAGAGGUGGAUAUAGAACAUAAAGAGCAGGAGAUGCUAGAGACAGAAGGAUCGUCCCCAAAAGCAGAGAAACCAAAAGUUGUCACUCUUUGUAAUACGAAGGAAAAGCUAUCUCCGGAAAGGAUCAAGUUUAUUUUAUUGGAAGGAGCUUCCACCUUGUUGUCCUCUGCUAUGCAGCAGGUCACUUCUCAUAUCUGCAGCGAAGCUGAGAACCUGGAGUUGUCCGUGGAGUUCAACUUUCUUAAAGCCAACCUCUGUCUGCAGCAAGGAAACUUUGUUCUUAGCUCUGAGAUUGCAGUUUCAUCUUUGGUGUUGCUGCAGACAUCUCCUGUCAUUGUGCGACAGUCCCCUCCUGGGAGUAAACAGGAUGCCAAAGAGUGCAGUGAAUCAAACAUUCUGCAUGGAGACGAUCCCAGAGCUGUUGAAGCCUGUGAGAGAAUUGGAGUUUUGCUGUGGCUGCACUGCCGACUGAAUCUGGUCCACAGCCUGGCUGCUAACAUCUCUGGAACUGCAACUCUUUUUCCAGGUCUUAGAGGUAAAAACGUUAAUAAAGAAAUAGCUCGGCUGAUACAGGAGGGACUGGAUGAAUGUGUGCAAUGGGGAGACCAAGAUAUUCAAGCUCUGUUGAUGGUGGAAGCUGCAGAAUUUGAAGCACAGAGAGGCAGGAUGGAUGAGAGCAUGGCAAUGCUGCAGAAAGCAGUGAACUUGCUGUCAGGACAAACAUGUAUGCCACCUGGGUCCGUUCUGACUCUGGCUCGAGCCACGCUGUUGCUCAGUGACUUGGGAAAAGUACAGAGCAAAACACUUCUCCAACUGACACAGAAGCUCCUGGAAAAGCAGCUGUGCCUUUUCGGUCAAAAUGUAUCUUUGCUUGAUGGAAAUACAAGUUUCUCUCCACCUGGACCCAGAAACAUCUACCUCCCUUACCUGAACAUGCUGAACAGAAUCACUGUGCAGAUUGGUUCGAUCCUGAAUCUUGGCAACAUGGAAAGACCAGCAUCUGUCCAGUCACCACUGUCCACUCCCAGCUAGAGUCUGCAUCAGUACAAUAAGACUGAGAGAGAUUCUCAGGCAGUUUUCCCUCUGAGCAAUAGAAGCUCAUGAAUGGCAUGAGCUCUCAUCAUAAGACUAAUUGUCAUUUUGAGAGGCACGAAGUGUUUACUUCCUUUAGUAGAACCUAUGCAGUAAUUCAUCACAAGGUUUUUCUUUGUACUGCAUCACCACAAUGAAAUAACAUUUUGAAGGUUUAUGUUUCUUGUAUUCUGGAGCAUUUUAGAGAAAACAAAAGCUGCACCUCAAAACAGCAAAACUGUACAAUCCUAAUUUGAAGAAUUAAAAAUGUGGCCAGUUUUGAAACAUGCAGUUAUUAGGUUUAAGAGGCAGUUUCAUUUUCACAAAGGGCUAGGUAGAUUUUUAAUAACUUUUUCAAUUUAAUAAAUCAUUUGAAAAUAGCUUUAGGUAUUUACUCAGAUUAUCUUUGUUUAAUAAUAAAUCGUGUUUGAUGAUCUGAAACAUUUGUGAGACAAAAAAAAGCAAAAACAGAGAAAAACUGUAAGUGGGCAAAUACUUUUUCACUGCACUGUAUCUGCCUUGUCUGAAAAAAUAUUUGAUCACCUAAAACUCACUCAAUACAUCCGUUUGCUUAUUUUAUACUUCCAGAAUGGGGCGCAUAGUGGUUCGAUGGAGAAGGAGGUUGCGUACUGUUAAACCACCUCUUACCUUGCAAAAAAUAAAAUGUAUUAAUCUGUAACCUUGUAAAUAAAUAAUUUUCAAACUCUUA